CGGAGCCCGGCAACCCGCAAGUCCAGGCGGAAAGUUGGCAGCCGCCGCUCCCCUCGCCCGCCUCCCUCCUCGGCCCUCCACCCCCCUCCGGGCGAUACGGCGGAGGCGGGGGGUUGGGGGAACUGGCCUCGUGUUUUGGAACAGCUGCAGCCGGCGCUGGGCCCGCCUGGAAUGCGGGAACAGGCUGCGCACCAGGACUUUUAUGGAAACUUGCUGCCGGAGACAGCGGCGGCGGCCAGAGGGCUCGCAGCGGCUGGAGCGUCGGCGGCAGCGUCCGGAGCGCCCGGACCCCUACCCACCCCCCGGCGCCUGACGCGCACAGCUUCCCCGAGCGCAUCCCGGACCUUGGCGUGUUCUCGGCUUGAGGCGGGUGCAUAAAAUUACAAAGCUUCAUAAUCACCCUACGACCACCGAGCGCAAACAUGAAUGAUAUUUCCCAAAAGGCUGAGAUUCUGCUUUCUUCAUCUAAACCUGUACCAAAAUCCUAUGUGCCAAAACUUGGCAAGGGUGAUGUAAAGGAUAAGUUUGAAGCCAUGCAGAGAGCCAGGGAAGAAAGAAAUCAAAGGAGAUCUAGAGACGAAAAGCAAAGAAGAAAAGAACAAUAUAUUAGAGAGAGAGAAUGGAACAGGAGAAAGCAGGAGAUUAAAGAAAUGCUUGCUUCUGAUGAGGAAGAGGUAUCUUCUAAAAUAGAAAAGGCUUAUGUCCCAAAGCUAACAGGAACUGUUAAAGGUAAAUUUGCUGAAAUGGAGAAACAAAGACAAGAGGAACAAAGGAAGAGAACAGAGGAGGAACGAAAACGCAGAAUUGAGCAGGAUAUGUUAGAAAAGCGGAAGAUUCAGCGUGAAUUAGCAAAAAGGGCUGAGCAGAUUGAGGACAUAAACAAUACGGGAACUGAAUCAGCAUCAGAGGAAGGAGAUGAUUCACUGCUGGUAACAGUGGUACCUGUCAAAUCGCACAAAACAUCUGGCAAAAUAAAAAAGAAUUUCGAAGAUCUAGAAAAAGAGCGAGAAGAAAAGGAAAGGGUCAAAUAUGAAGAAGAUAAAAGAAUAAGAUAUGAAGAACAACGUCGAUCUCUCAAGGAAGCAAAGUGUCUUUCAUUGGUCAUGGAUGAUGAACUGGAAAACGAGGCAAAAAAAGAAUCAUUUUCUCCUGGAAAAUUGAAACUGACUUUUGAAGAAUUGGAAAGACAGAGACAAGAAAACCGAAGGAAGCAAGCUGAGGAGGAGGCAAGAAAACGUUUAGAAGAAGAGAGGCGGGGUUUUGAAGAAGCAAGGAGGCAAAUGGUAAAUGAAGAGGAAGAAAACCAAGACACAGAAAAUAUUUUUAAAGCGUACCGCCCUGGUAAACUCAAACUCAGCUUUGAAGAAAUAGAAAGACAGAGGAGAGAAGACGAAAAAAGGAAAGCAGAAGAAGAAGCCAGAAGAAGAAUAGAGGAAGAAAAGAAGGCAUUUGCUGAAGCAAGGAGAAGCAUGGCAGUAGAUGAUGACUCCCCAGAGAUGUAUAAAACAAUCUCUCAAGAAUCUCUUACACCGGGAAAACUGGAAAUUAAUUUUGAAGAAUUAUUAAAACAAAAAAUGGAAGAAGAAAGACGACGAACAGAGGAGGAACGGAAGCAUAAGUUAGAGAUGGAAAAACAGGAAUUUGAACAACUGAGACAAGAAAUGGGAGAGGAAGAGGAAGAAAAUGAAACCUUUGAACUGAGCAGGGAAUAUGAAGAAUUAAUCAAAUUGAAAAGAAGUGGCUCUAUUCAAGCUAAAAAUCUAAAAAGCAAGUUUGAAAAAAUUGGACAGUUGUCUGAAAAAGAAAUACAGAAAAAGAUAGAAGAAGAACGAGCAAGAAGAAGAGCAAUUGACCUUGAAAUUAAAGAGCGAGAAGCAGAAAACUUUCAUGAGGAAGAAGAUGUUGAUGUCAAGCCUGCAAAAAAAAGUGAGGCUCCAUUUACUCAUAAAGUGAAUAUGAAAGCUAGAUUUGAACGAAUGGCUAAGGCAAGAGAAGAAGAAGAACAAAGAAGGAUUGAAGAGCAAAAGCUGCUACGAAUGCAGUUUGAACAAAAGGAAAUUGAUGCAGCACUACAAAAGAAAAGAGAAGAGGAGGAAGAAGAAGAGGGUAGCACCAUGAACGGCUCCACUAUAGAAGAUGAGGAAGAAACCAGAUCAGGAGCUCCGUGGUUUAAGAAGCCUCUAAAAAACACAUCGGUAGUAGAUAGUGAGCCAGUUAGAUUUACUGUUAAAGUAACAGGAGAACCCAAACCAGAAAUUACAUGGUGGUUUGAAGGAGAACUAUUGCAGGAUGGAGAGGACUAUCAGUAUAUUGAAAGAGGAGAAACUUACUGCCUUUAUUUGCCAGAAACUUUCCCAGAAGAUGAAGGAGAGUAUAUGUGUAAAGCAGUGAACAAUAAAGGUUCUGCAGCUAGUACCUGUAUUCUUACCAUUGAAACUGAUGACUACUAGGUUCCCUUCUCUGUCCCUGGAACUCUCUCUCUCUCUCCGACUUUCUUACUACAUCCAUCUUUUCUGUGGCGGGGCCAAAAAAAAAAAGGAAACCGGAAGUGCCACUAUGUUGACUUCUUAUUCCUUUCCCUAACAGUCUUCAAAAUGCAAGCUCAUCUAAAUACCUAAGUCUUCCUUUUCAAAUGAGCACCAGAUUCAUCGCCAUAUUAUACAGAAGUUAAUGUGUAAUUUUAUGGGGCAAAGUGGGAAAUUCACCAUUAAUUCUAUUGCAACCUAUUACAAAGUAAGGCUAUGUAUUUCCCAUGUUUAUAAGCAAUUGUUUUAAAAAAAUCAUAAAUGGAACAUAUUUGCAUGAAAGACUAUUUAUGAACUAUUCACACCUAAAAUUAGUUUAAAAUAGCUGAGACUUAAUGAAUUGGGAACCUUUGAAUUUGAGUGGGCUUUUCUUCUCAGUAGUAUAUACCAUUUUGGUUGUUGUAGUAGUUUCAGUCUUCUGGAGCAGAGAUAUGAGGGAGUAGGAGUUACCAGUUCUCCCUCUGUGUGGAGAAAAAAAAAGUUAAAAGACUUAAACAACUUCUAGAGUCAAUCUGAUGGAAACCACUGCCUUUUACAUACUGGAUUCUGAGUGUUAAGAAUAUUAAACAUGUACUUUUCAAAUGUGCAUAAUAUAUAUUCAUGCUUAUAAAGCAAAUUUAUGUUGUGACCUUGCCUGAACAAAUUAUAUUUUAAUGAGGAAACUUUGUACUAAUAGUUUGUGCAGGAGAUACACUUCCAAUAUAAUUGAAGAUUUCAAGACCCAAGAGAAUCAGAUUUAGAGGAAAAUGGCACAAUCUUAAAUUUUAAGUUUUUAAAGUGAGUUUGUAAAUAAUUAACUACCAUGUUCUAUUAUCAAGUUUUAUAUUUUAAUUUUCUGGAAGUCAAUUUUAUUUUACAAAUGUAAACCCAUAAUAAAGUAACUUCUGUAUUUAAAAAAAAAAUCUUUUUGUAUUUUAGAAAAGAGACACACACUUCCUUAUAAUAUUCACCAAUGUACAUUUUUUAUUGAGGAAACCAUAAUCAAUACAAAAUUACAGCAAUCAUGUACCCUUUUACAGACAAUGGUAUUAAAGCAAACUCUAAACCACAGUUUGUAAAGUAUUCAAUUUACCUCAAGUCCAAGCUGCAUCUCCCUAAGACACUGUUCCCAUCACAGUAGCCAUUUUAAGCCAAUCUUCUUUUUACACGGGUAGUUUCUGUAGAGAACACUUUUCUCAGGACGAAAAUGCAUUGAGCAUGCAUAAGAAAAAAUAUAUAUAUAUAUGUGCAAAUACAUCUAAGAGUUUCCAUAGGGGUAUCACUGGAGAAAAUAAAAUCCUGUGAUUUAUUUGCUUUCUUAAAAGCACCAAUUAAAAAAAAAUCCCUCAAAAGUUUAUACUGUGGCAAGAAACUCGAGUGACUAAACAAAAAACAAGGUUAUUUUCAGAGUCAAAAUUAUCUUUAGCCAGGUAUUGUUAAAAUACACUUUAAAGUGAGGCAGAAUUUUCAGAAAAUAAAAAGACAUCUUCAUUAAUUAGUACUUUCUACAGUCUUACUCUAGACAACAGAUAAGUUUGCAGGCAGAAGUGGUUCUACUGGAGGAGUAUUCCAACAAAUGUUACCAAUUCUGAAUAUAUUCCUAUUUUCCCCUUAAGUACUCUGUUUACUCCUACCCAAACCCACUCCUGUGAAUUAACUAUCAAGUAUUUGUCUACGGAUAUUUUACAGUGUUUAUAAACAACUAGUAUUAAAUCACUAGUCUUAGUAUUAAAAACCAUUUUCAUUAAUUAAAAAUAAAAGUAUAUUUCCCAUUUUUAAAAGAAACAUUAAACUAUGAGAAUUCUAAGUAUCAUCAAAUUAAGAUAUCUUAAAAACAAAACACAUUGUCAAGUUUAAGUGCUAAAUAAAAUAAAUCAGUUCAAUUUCAAGCUAAACAUUGUUUCUACCACUCCUAACAUCCACUGCAUUUAAAUCAACUGGCUCACCUUUUCUGCUUUCCAUUUAUUUCAAGGUUAAGAUUAGCGGCCAUUUAAAAAAUGCCUGCAGUAUCAGUGAAGGCUUAUGAUAAUUUAAAAAAUUUUCACGAGAUAGAAACAAUGCCCCAAUAUCUAUUAGCAUUCAAAUGUAUUUUAUAAAAAUGCAAACUACAACUAACUGAAAAGUUGAUAGGCUCUUAAGGUUCAAAGAUAUCUUCUAUAUAUCAAUCUUAACAUACCUAUCAUUGACUAUUAAAACACACACACAUAAGUGUGGUGCAGUUUAACUACAUAACUUACAAAAUUUAACAGUUCAUGGAACAUUUAAGAUCAAGUGAAUAGCACUUUAAAAUGAAAUAUGAUAAAAGCAGGUACAUUACACCCUAUACCAUAUUAUGUAUGGGAAAACAUUUCAUUUUUCUCAAUUAUGAUUUGCCAAUUUUACCUUCUACAUUGAGCCCUUCUAUGGUCCAUGCUCAUCGGCUCACCAAUGGCAUACACUCAAAGGAUUCCUCUUUAUGGGUAACUAUCUCAGGACCUGAUUUUAUGAGCUAUGAUUUGGUGCUUGCAGCAUCUUCAGCACUGUGUGUGAAAAUGAAGGCAGUAUUUUUGAAUAUUUUUCUUUGUUGUAAAGAUAAGCAGGAGUUUUAAAAGGAUCAGCACAUUUUAGAAAUUGAAUAAACAAAACGGCUAUGAUGCUGCUUUAAUACGUUCAUCUUAAAAUAUGUACCAGUUAAAAUCAUCUAUAAGAACACACAAACAUUUUAAACUGGCAAAAAUAAAAUAAAUGCAGCGUCAGUUAUUAAAGUAUUAUAAAUCAGAAAAAUACUGGUUGCUAUACAGAUUAUGAAAGGUUAUUUGCUAUACAGUUAACAUUUCACUGAUGCACAUGCCUUUUAUCAAAACAUACUGCCAGUAUUCCUUAUAAUUUUUUCCUUUUUCAUUGUAUAUAAAAGUUAUGAAAACUGAAUUGUCUAAAAAAAAAAAAAGUAAUAAAAUUUGACCCAUAAAAUCCUUACUGAAUAGGGAAAAAACAAAAAAACAAAAACAUUCCAUAGCUUUGGAGGGCAAAGAAAAUGUCAAUCAUAAACAGAUUGUGAAGGCUGUUGAAGUUUCUGACCAAAUGAUCUCCUAAAUCCUGAAAACUACGUAACUGUCCUUUAAAAUUUUUAACAAUUCUUCUAUAUUUGGGAAAAGAUUAUAAAAAAGUUUGGAUGUAGUUUAAUUACAGCAGCAAUCUACUUAUCAUUUUUUUGUUUUAAUAAAAAAAUUAAAAUAAAAAACAUUACCCAGAAAUGUAAACAGUUGUUUGAACAACUUACAGACUUUCCACUGAAACGGUAGCAUAAAUAACAAAUUACAUUUUGGGGAAGCAAGAGCAGAUUGCUUUUGAAUACACAACCACAAACCCUCACAGGGACAACAUUAAUGUACUGAAGUAUUUACUCAUAUAUGUCCUUAGGUUGUGCUUACCUGUUGCUUUUUGCAGCAGGACCUAAGGUGGAAGAUCUGGGAAGGCACUGUGAAGUAUAAAUAAUUGCACUGUUUGCAAUUAAUCAAGAUUUUAAACCUUAAAUGAAUCAAAAUCAACAGCCUCCAAUUUGUGAGUUAUGAUAUUGAAUCCAACUGAACUAUCUCUUCAGUUUAAUUAAUAAAUGCACCACUUUCCUAAAAGGUCAUCUGUAAAACAGUAUCAUGCAAAAUACUGAAAUUGUUCACAUCAAUACCCUAACCUUAAAGAUAACAGAUAACUAACUCCUUAACUCUUUAUUAAACUUCGAACUAGAACUACAUUAUCCAUAUCUAAUUAAGGGUAAGGGAAGUCACUCUAGGUUCUAUAAACAGUCAAAAAACAUUUCAAAAUAUCUACAAUGAACUGUACUGCUAUUUUCUAUCCUAUAAGUAAUCUCAACAUUUAUGUCCAUGUACAUCUUCCUUCAUAGUAUAUUCAGAACAACAAAUGGUGCUCCUCACCAAUGAAAGAACUAGUAUAUAUAUUUAGGAAAUGGUGUUAAAACCACUAUAUCACUUAAUAUUUGCAAACUGAAAACCACUCUGUCCGAUACAUUUCAAGUCUUUGAUAUUAAUAUAUAAGAUAUGCAUACUUUACACUGAAAAGCAAUAUAUUUUAGGAGCACCAAUGAAUAAUACUACUCAACUUUGUUUUCUUUAGCUACAGCUAAAGCAUAUCAAAAAUACUUACCCAUUAAGCUCACUUAAAAAAAAAAAUACAGACCUAUGAAUUAUUCUAUGUUAAAUUAAGCAGUUAUGGUUUUCCAAGAUAUCAGCACUGUAUUCCAACAUAAUAUUCACACAAAGUAUAGCAUUUACAUUAUGUGGAACAUUGACAAAAAGAUACUGUUGCAGUUCAUCAAUUUGUCAUUCUGAUGUACUUACAGUGCAAUGCUCCUUGAAGGAACACAAUCAAGGAUGAUACACAGCACAGUCCUCCUCACCCCUACAGAGCUAGUUCUAUACUGGCUGGAUCAAACCUGCACUUCAACAGACAAUGGCAAGACAGACUGUAUUUGCAUGUAGUCUAAUAUAUUAAUAUGCAAAGAGCCAACAAAUAUGCAAAGAGUAAAACAAUGGAUUUCAACAAAAUAUCAGAACUUCAGCAUGAGUGUUAUAGAGUAAUAAAAUGAUUUCAAGUACAUAAAAAAAUUAAGUUGAUUCAAUGAUUGGACUUGUGCAUUUACAAAACAAAGCUUAUCUAUACUGCAAAAAGAAAAAAAAAAAA
Molecule: messenger RNA, 7181 nt
Organism: Sus scrofa (pig)
Lineage: Eukaryota; Metazoa; Chordata; Mammalia; Artiodactyla; Suidae
Gene: NEXN
Product: nexilin F-actin binding protein
Biological process (GO): mitochondrial fusion
Source: RefSeq, a predicted model, not a curated record